GCGAGGUGGCCUAACUGGACCAUAGUUGGGGCAGAAAAAAAAGCGCGUUUCUUGCGUUUGACCAUCAGGCCUUAAAUGCAGGGUUUUUAUCGUUUUAAAUAUGUAACAAGGAACAAAGCAACAACGAUGGCGACUGUGGAACAGUGUCUGCUAGAACAAAUGGACCUAGAUGACCAGAUGGACACUCAGACACCAAGGGGCAGCAACCAAGAUUCACUUUCCUCCCAGUUGUCCAACGGCUACAUUCUGCCAGAGGGCAGAGUCACUCCCAAUGCCAUCUUUGUCGGUGGGAUUGACACUAGAGCUAAUGCAGCCGAAAUGAGGGACUUCUUUGCGACAUAUGGUACAGUCAAGGAUGUGAAAAUCAUCACAUACCGUGGAGGACUCAGCAAAGGGUAUGGGUUUGUGUACUUUACUGAAGAUGUGGACGUUAAGUCAAUUGUUGAUCAACAUAUCAUUUGGAAGGGGAAGACACUCAAGCUGGGCCCCGCAAUCAUCAAGCACAGGACUUGUCGAACUAGACCACCACCGCGUAUGAUGCCACUUGAGCCUUGGAUGAGCCCCUCCCAGUAUGUGUACUGCACAUGCUGCCCACCCAAUGCAACUUCUAUGACCCAACCCUCACCCUUCGUUAAUGGUGGAAGCCCCUACUAUCACCAGCCGUACCCCUACUCCCAAUUUGGAAGCGUUAUGAUUCCACAGAUGCCAGUGAAUCCUCAUAAUGCGUACGCCUACCAGGUACAAUUGAUUUGUUUGCUCUACUUUCUGUCCAUUUCUGCUUACCGAGCAUCUGAUCUGGUCCUAUUUUCCUGUUUUGUACUGUCUGACAUCUGGCCCUUUCCCUUGCACACACACAGUACGCUCCGCCUUACUGGACAGCUGACCAGAGAGCACGGCUGGGCAAUCAGAAUGCUGUUGAGUGUGGCGUUCAGACCAUGCUGACCGUGCUGUAGCUCGCACAGCUUCUGACCCCACACCAGGGUAUACAGGACAUCAGAAUACAGAUAAGACGAAACCUCUACUUCACCCGACUGCCACAAACCUCCCCCCUGACAUUUUGUUUCUUUCAUUCGCUUGGCUUCUGAGGUCAAUUUUAAUUUAUUUUCUAGUCCCAUCACAGUCACCUUUGACCCACAACUGGUCGGGACCACAAACCUCAAAGUGCUUUUAAUGUGUAAAGAUCACUCAGAAAAGGGUCACGAGGAAGAGCAGAGCACUCUCACCGUACCAGCUUGUUUGCUAAUUAAUUACCCGAAAAAGUGAGAAAAAAAAAAAAGUAUUUUAAGAUCACCUUUUGUGCCUAUUUAUAUUUUUUUUACAUUUUUGAUUUAUUUAAUUUUUUUAAAUGUUGAGUUGGUCUUUAUUUUUGACUGUAAAACAAUAUACAAAAAUAUGUGUAUAUGAUAACGGCCUGACAACACUAGUUUCUAUGCUUCAACAUUUUGGCCAUUUUAUUGAGUUUUUACACCCACGUUUACUUUGUUCUUUAAUUUCACAUGACAUCGGGUGGAGGCGAGCACUGGUAAGGCAACAGAGUCACAUUUCGCACAUAAACUUGAUCACACAUCACUAUCACAUGGCAGAGUUACCAGCCAACUUGUUUGAAGUUUAAAAAUGCCUUGAAAUGCCUUUGACAUUGAAGGACAUUUCAAGUGCUCUUUUUGGGAGAAGAAAGUUAACACAUGCAUGACUCACUAGGGUCCUAGUCGUUUGUAUUUGAGGAUUCAUCCUGACGCAAGUUUUUGUUUAUUUUACACUUUGUAAGGUAGAAAAACCAGCACUGCCUCAUUUGCACUGCACAUAUGGUGAUUGUUUUUAUUGCCUUUGUCUGGAUUGGUGCAUCUUGGCGCAGGUUGUAUAUGUUUCAGGAUUUUCAGGUCUCGUGUGCCCCUAAAAAAAAACACUGCUGAAGUGUGUAUUCAGGGAGUCUGGGCAUUGCACUGUUCAUUUUUGUAGUGUUCCAUGUGUUUGGAUAAAUAAAAACUAUAAUAAAAGUUUAA
Molecule: messenger RNA, 2000 nt
Organism: Phycodurus eques (leafy seadragon)
Lineage: Eukaryota; Metazoa; Chordata; Actinopteri; Syngnathiformes; Syngnathidae
Gene: dazl
Product: deleted in azoospermia-like
Exons: 10
Coding region: 76-942 (288 amino acids)
Molecular function (GO): RNA binding
Source: RefSeq, a predicted model, not a curated record